Molecule: messenger RNA, 3626 nt
Organism: Chelonoidis abingdonii (Abingdon island giant tortoise)
Lineage: Eukaryota; Metazoa; Chordata; Testudines; Testudinidae
Gene: SFRP4
Product: secreted frizzled related protein 4
Biological process (GO): non-canonical Wnt signaling pathway; canonical Wnt signaling pathway
Cellular component (GO): cytoplasm
Molecular function (GO): Wnt-protein binding
Source: RefSeq, a predicted model, not a curated record
CACCGAUGUAACCGUAUAAUUUAGUCAAAUGAAAACCUCUGGGUUCAGAUUAAUGAAAGGGACAGAACAACUCGAAUGUGAACGGUCUGCACUGUUUUCUAAAACACUGUCCGCUGCUGGUUUGUGACACAAAGUGCUUUUGAAAAAAAAAUUAAAUAAUAUGGUAUCUUUCCCUCCCACCGAUUCCUUUGCUGAUCCGAUGUAUGAGGCAGGGGGUACGUGAAGAUUUUUCUAGGGCGAAGUGGGUAGCUAAUGGACUUUCUCAUAGCAGCAACAGCAGGUGCAACACGACUGUUGGAGCUGUGCACUGAGGUUCACUCCAGGCUCGGAUCCGCUGCUGUUCCAGCCAAGUUCGUUUCCAGAAAAAACCCGAGAUAGACGAGGGAAGCGCUUUUUUCUCUCUGUCAUCUUGAAAGAAUUUAUUGCACAGAUCAACACUGAAUGGCUUGUUGAAAUUUAUCUUGAGACUCAAUGAGAAAUUUAGUGAUGUCGCCCUGGGAUUAAACCGAGUGGAGGUGAUGUCACCCUGUCUGAAAAGAAAAACACACACACACACCAAGUGAAUGAUGCUGCCAAGAAGAAAGAUCAACCCCCACGUCACUUGUGGCACUGGUAUAAAUAUGGCCCUACAAUUUCCAUGGCUGUCUGUAGGUCUCAGAUAGCUUGAAUUUUGGAACAAGGGAGAAGCUCUGUGUCUUUUUAGCACGGAGACACAAGGAAAUCUAGAAGUUCAUCUUUGCCAGUGGUCUUUAUGUGCCAAGGUGAUAGGGAACGGGGAUAGACCAGCAUCUCUUUAGCUCUUUCCACUGAAAGCUGAAUCAGCGACAAGAUCAGCCUGUGAGAGUGAUUAUCCAAGACUUCGUGAGAGGAAGCAGAUAAUCUCCGGAGCGCCAAACGUUAGUCCCGCCGCUAAAGGCUGGGAAAAUGCUAGCAACCUUGGCAGCAUUCUUCCUGUGGCUUAGGGUCAGCAUGGGGGUGCAUGGUGCUCCCUGCGAGGCUGUGCGCAUCCCCAUGUGCAAGACCAUGCCCUGGAACAUCACCAGGAUGCCCAAUCACCUGCACCACAGUACCCAGGAGAAUGCCAUCCUGGCCAUCGAGCAGUACCAGGAGCUGGUGGACAUCAGCUGUAGCCAGGUGCUCACCUUCUUUCUGUGCGCCAUGUAUGCCCCCAUCUGCACCCUGGAGUUUCUCCACGACCCCAUCAAGCCCUGCAAAUCGGUGUGCCAAAGAGCCCGGGAUGGAUGCGAGCCCAUCAUGAAGAGGUAUAACCACAGCUGGCCCGAAAGCCUGGCUUGCGAUGACCUGCCUGUGUACGACAGAGGGGUCUGCAUAUCUCCUGAAGCCAUAGUCACCGAUGUCCCUGAAGAUGUGAAGUGGACGGAUUUCACUCAAGACGUAAUGGUCCAAGAAAAACCUCAAGAGUCUAACUGCAAGAAUCUAAACCAAGCUCGAUGCAAGUGCCGGAAGAUAAACCCUACCCUAACAACAUACCUGACCAAAAACUACAGCUACAUUAUUCAUGCUAAAGUAAAGAGUGUAGAGAGAGGUAGCUGCAAUGAAAUAACUACAGUGGUUGACGUGAAAGAGAUACUUAAAUCUUCAAUACCCAUUCCUCGGUCUCAAGUGCCUCUUCUUACUAAUUCAUCCUGCCAGUGUCCACAUCUUCUCCCAAAUCAAGAUGUUCUCAUUAUGUGUUAUGAAUGGCAUUCAAGGUUGAUGCUUCUUGAUGGAUGUUUAGUUGAAAAAUGGAAGGAUCAGCUAGAUAAAAGAUAUAAGAGGUGGGAACAGAGACUGCAAGAAAAGGUGCGAACAGCCCAGGAUAAAAAUCAGAACGUUGGACGCACUGGUCGGAGUGGUGCACCAAAAUUGAACACUAAGAACACCAGCCCAGUGCUGGGGACCCCCAAAAAGACCACUAAAAUAAGAAAUGACCAGAAACAAGCAAUCCCCAAAAAAGUAUGAAUUCUGAAUUUCCCUAAGGAAAGACUUUCUUGCAUGAUGAGGGUCACAAGCUGGCUUGAGUGGCAUGUGUAUUACUCCAGAAUUCAUCAACUGCGGUAUUCUGCAUAGACAUUUUUUGUAGCACUUUACUUUUAAAUGUUUGCUUUUUAUUUCAAACCACUGCAAACCAUAGAUUGUAGGUUUGCACUGAUGUGUGGUAGGCUGAUUGAUGGUGCUUAUCAUAUUCAGAGCGGUCGAACGCAUAGUUUACUAAUAAGCAUCGGGAUAUACAUUAUCCAAUUUUUUUAUGUGUGUGCCAUAAAUAUGCUUACAUUAUUAGUGUUUGAACUGUGUGUGUUUGUGUAGCAAAAACACAUCAAAAGGAAACAUUUAAUUUUUUACUGUACUUCAGGCUGGCUUCUGUUGUUAUAACUUUAAAUAUAUUUAAACAUUUAGAUGAAAAAAAAUCAAUGUUUCUAAAAGGAACAAAUUAAAGUGAAACAAAACUACAGAGUGCAUAACAGUAACAUUUACAGGUUUGCCAUUUGCUGAAAUAUGGCUUUGUUAUGAAAAGUGAUUUAAAACAACUGGAGGGAAAAUAUAUUAUUCUGUUACUGUAAACAUGCCCUUCAGUUACUCUGUAGUGCAGAUGUUACACUAGUCCCUCUCUUGAAUAUUUUAUCUCAGGAGUAAAGUGGGCUAUUAGCCAUUUUACCACUGGAGACCUGAUUUUAAAUUUUGCUUAGAUCGCACAAGGAAAUGAGAUUGCUACUCCCUGUUCAUAAACACCUCAACUUCCACACAGUUUGGCACAACUGGAAGGCACUUGUUGUACUGAACAAGGAGCAGGACAAUGCUGAUGCAGCUACUCAUGUGUUUAAGGAUAAGCAGGUGCUUAAAUGCUUUGCUGAGUCAGGGCUUAAAAUUGCAAAGGUGAGAACUUAAAUAUGAGGUACAUUGGCACAACUCUGGGGUGCAGUUUACACUGCUCCUGACUGCACUCUACCUGGCUCAAGCCAUUGCUACGAGGGCACUCUGCUUUUUGCUAACACCUAUUUAAUGCCGUUGCAUAAUGAACAUUUGGCUGUUAAAGUUUCAGUGCCCCUGAGCUUUAAUUAAGGUGUUAGAGCUCACAACAAAUGUCUCAAAGAACCCCCAAGAAUCUUCCAGCAAAACCAGAAAAUACUAGACUUAACACCCCUGAUAUUUUUUAAAGGGGCAAAAUACCAUUCUUAAAAACAAGCAAGCAGACAAGCUUUCCUGCCUUCUUUACUCAUCUUAAAUAAGAAGGAAGGGGAAAAAAGACACAAACCCAAGUUUAAAAAAAAUCCUUUGCAUGUCUCCCGAUUUAUCGUGUCAACACAUUAGUAUGCUGAUUUAAGUUAUUGUAGGAAUCCUAAUGAGGGUUGCAUGCAUUUUAUCUGAGGGCAUAAUUUGUCACCCUGACUUGGUAACAAAAUGUUCUGGUACAAGCAACAAAAGAUGCACAAAUAAAUCCAAAUAGCACCCUGCAAAAAUAUUACUUUCCUUAACCAUGCUCGUACCUGUGCAGCACAAUCACCUCGCUCGCUGGCGUGCAAGCUAAUGAACUUUUCAUGUGUGCAAUUUCUAGCUGCGAGACCCAAGUGGCAAUAGAUGUGUGCUUUGUGUACUUACACAACUAGAAGAACACAGUCACGAAAAGA